CCGCCCGCCGCAGCUCCCGCCGCCGCCGCCGCCAUGGACAGCGACGAGGAGACGCUGGAGGAGACCGUGGAAGGGCAUCUAGAUGAUGAUGGGUUGCCACAUGGAUUCUGCACAGUCACCUAUUCAUCAACAGACAGAUUUGAGGGAAACUUUGUGCAUGGAGAAAAGAAUGGCCGUGGCAAGUUCUUCUUUUUUGAUGGAAGCACCCUGGAAGGGUACUAUGUUGAUGAUGCCCUGCAAGGCCAGGGAAUCUACACUUAUGAGGAUGGUGUGGUCCUUCAUGGCACGUACGUGGAUGGGGAGCUGAAUGGACCGGCCCAGGAGUAUGACAGUGACGGGCGGCUGAUAUUCAAAGGGCAGUAUAAAGACAACAUUCGACACGGAGUUUGUUGGAUUUAUUACCCGGAUGGAGGCAGCCUUGUGGGAGAAGUGAAUGAGGAAGGGGAGAUGACCGGAGAGAAAAUAGCCUAUGUGUACCCUGAUGGAAAGACUGCAUAUUCUGGAAGGUUCAUAGAUGGAGAAAUGAUAGAAGCAAAGCUGGCAACUCUGACAUCCAUAGAGGAUGGGAAACCUCAAUUUGAAGUAGUACCAGGCAGUCCAGUGUACAGUUUUGACAAAUCUACGUCAUCUUGUAUUUCUACAAAUGCUCUUCUUCCUGAUCCUUAUGAGUCAGAGAGGGUGUAUGUUGAUGUGUCUCUCAUUUCCAGUGCUGGAGAAGGAUUAUUUUCAAAAAUAGCAGCAGAAGCCAGCACAGUUAUGUCCUUUUACAAUGGAGUGCGAAUCACACACCAGGAGGUAAAGGAGAGAAAAGUAGAUGGCAGAGACUGGGCCCUCAAUGGAAAUACAAUAUCCCUGGAUGAUGAAACAGUCAUAGAUGUGCCAGAGCCCUACAACCACGCCGCCAAGUACUGUGCCUCUCUGGGGCAUAAGGCCAACCAUUCUUUCACCCCUAACUGCAUCUACGACCCGUUUGUUCAUCCUCGUUUCGGGCCUAUCAAGUGUAUCCGUACCAUCAGGGCCGUGGAGAAAGACGAGGAAUUGACAGUGGCUUAUGGAUAUGACCACAACCCCGUCGGGCAAAACGGGCCAGAAGCACCGGAGUGGUACCAGCUGGAACUGAAAGCUUUCCAGGCUGCUCAGCAAAAGUGAAGUGGGAUCUUGUUCUACGUUCCGCAAACUGAAAUAGAAACUUGGAUCUAUGCACUACCUUUAUACUGAAAACUGGACAACCAGGGAUUGUUCAUGCGUUGCAUCAUAACUUUGCAUUCUGUGUUAAGAGAUAAGUUUCUUGCAUACUAACUAGGUUUGACUGUGUUACUCAUAGCAGAUUUAAAAUUAGCUAGUGUUGCACCAGUCUUAUCUGGAGAAAUUAUUUAAUAUUCUAUACGAGAUGUGAUAUUCUUUGGUAGCUUCUGCUUUUGCACCGUAUGCAAAGAUGCCAAAAGACUAGACGGAAAACUAAACUGGGUAUAUCGUUCACUUUUAGUCGGCAGACUUAGUGUCGCUCUCGAUCUGCCUAGGCAUUAUUGUGCAACUGCAUUUUGCAUAUAUGCCACUUGUGAUGAUAACAGUAAUAUUUUGAUAUUCUCUAAUAGUAGCAUAAUUUUGCCUUUUUAAACCUUUGAUCUGAAUCUUGCAAUAGAGCAGUAUUUAUUAGCAUAUAGGAGGCUGGGUUUUAACUCCCCUUUCCUCUUGUCUGAACGUUGUUCUUUCUACAAAUCCUCUUUUGCGGGAGAAAAUCCUUUCUAACUAGCGGAAAGGCUUGUGUGUGUAUGUGAGAGUGCUGUGUGUUGGUCUCUGUGGCUCUCUAAAUAGUAUAGCAACGUGUCCAAAUCUAAUAUUUAUCUAGCCUUUACGGCUGGCUUAUAUUAUUUAAUUUAUGAUUGAGACGCAAAUGAAGCUGUUCUUUGCAUGAAGAAUUUUCUGAAAGAGAAAAUGGAUUUGCUUUUUGAAGGACUUUCAGGAGUGCAAGCACAUGACUCCUACUAGUGUCUGUGAGUUGGUUUGUGUAUUUCAACUGUUGAAGUGGCCAGUUCUCAAGGCAAAAAUUUUAGCAAUGAGAUGCUUGUAUCUCACACUGAGUUCUCCUGAAGCUUGGAGGCAUAUGUAUUUUAGGGCAGGCUGUAGUACUUGGUUAAGGAGAGCUGUAUCUUUUGUAUGUGUUCAGUUGACAAAAGAAUAUAGCCUUGUAGCUGUCUUGUAGUAGUGCUGGUUUAAGACAUGGUCAAUUCAUAUAGUAUGAGAUAUCAAAAUAAGACUUUUUUAAAAAAAGAUGUGAAAAGAUUGUUUUUGAAAGACAAACAAUGAAUGUAAAAACAUCACUCACUGCUCAUAUUUAGAAACAACAGUCCACCCAUAGCUUUGUUGCAGCCAACAGUGGGGGCUUGUGAAUAUUCACCUGCAGGGCUGUGUUCUGGGGUUUUUCAGGGGUAGGGAAAUUGUGCGUUUUUCUUUCUGAUACUGUACUGGUCAUGCCUAAUGCUGUGUAAGAGAGAAAUAAUGUACCACCUUGGUCUGGAUACUGUAGCCCUUCUUGGACUUUGAUGCUCUCUUUUUUGGUUUAGCAGCUUAGGAAAAACUCAAACGCAUUUGCAACACUUUAAAUGUUUGUAGUUUAAAAAAAAGUUUGUAUAUAUGUAACAUAAAUGAUUCGGAAAUCGAACCUACCUUUCUAUUUUAGUUGCUGGUGUCUGGCUGUCUUGGGAGCUAGACAUGGAGAAUGCGUUGGGUUAGUACUUGCAAGUGGAAGGAUGAUGUUGCUGUCUGAGAAUCCUCGCUUUGGUACCUGUACAGAGUUAGGAAUUACUAAUAAAGAACCCCUGUGACUUGGGGCUCUGUUUAGUCCUUGUGACUGAUCGCAAACUUUUCCCAGCACCUCACCAUCUAAGCUUGCACAAAAGCAACUCUGUGCAUGUACUGGAGGGGGCAAGUAGGCUCAGGGCUUUUUUCUGACACUCUUCCAGCAGCGAUCUGAACAUGAGAUUUUGCAUAACCCAUCUCCUCAUGCUGGAGACUCAGGCCACAGCUCUGCUUCUCAUCCAAGGUAGGUGGCUGGCAGUGGUGACAGCUCAGGGACUCUGCAGAGCAUGCAGAGACAGAACUGAGCCUUACAGGUGAGGAAUGGUUAUCAAAGGCUGAUUGGCAGUACAGCUUCAGCAAAUGAACCUCCAGAAGAAAAACUCAUGUCUUGAUCUUUCUCUGCCUGCCCACAGGUUAUUAUUUCAGAUCAUUGCUGUUUUGGCCAUUUGCAGGACAGUGUUUUGGCCAUUUGCAGGACAGUGUUUUGGCCAUUUGCAGGACAGUGUUUUGGCCAUUUGCAGGACAGUGUUUUGGCCAUUUGCAGGACAGUGUGGUAGGAAGCUGUUGCGUGCAUCUUGUGGAUCAUUCUGCCAGGACCAUGAAGUUUGCAAAGUUGAGGCUCGUGUUUAAGUGCAAGAAAGAGGAGAGGGAAAAUGUGUGACUAAACCCUACUGUGCACGGUUGGUAACUCCUUCCACUGUCUCGGUAACCUGCUUUGGACUGCUGGCCUCCUUAUGCCCACUGGAGAAUCGUGCUUGAAACGCUCUCAUCUCUAAAGCUCCUUUGCCUUCAUUCCUGAUCAGUCUCUGAUUCCUCUGCUGUCUCCUCUUUGCAUGGAGUUGCUUAUGUUUCAAUAGGUCAGCCUUCAAAUUGCCCGAUUCUUGAGAUAAAUACAAGAUAGAUGCUCUUCGCACAUUGGGUUUGAAGGUUGCAUCCUAAAAUAGGAAAAUUCUAGAAAAGAAGGGCACAGAGUUAUCCUCUGUGUGUUCUCAAAAGCUGCUGAUUUGGUGACAGUCAAGAAGAUUCUCUUGCCUAUGCUUGUAGCCUGGUAGUAAGCCACAGCUGCGGCUAAUGUCUCUGUUAGCUCUACUGUCCUUUUUCUCUCUCUGCUCUGUUAAAAUCUAUUGGUCCUCCUACAGACCCUUUCUUCAGUGACCAACCUAUAAACAUUGUGAUUAUAAAGCUGCUUUGGCUUGAUUCAGGACCAAGCCUUUUCAUUCUUCUUUGUUUUCUUUUUCUUUGUGGUCUGUUAGAGUACUGAGAUGGUCAGGCUGGUUUUACCACUGGGUAGCAAAAGGGCUCAGGGCUCAGUGUGUCCUUCAGAGGUUUAUUGAGAGGUGUGCGUUGGCAACCACAGGUUCAAACAUAGCUUAGUUACAGAACUCCAAAUAAUGCCUUAACUCGGUCAACGUAUUGCAGCUCAGCUUCUGGGGCUCACUAGAUAGCAAGACCAGCUCACCAAAACUAGUUGCCAGUAGAGACCCACACCAAAACCUGGUUUUAAUUUGGAGCUUAGGAAGCAGUCAUUUUGCAAAGCAGUCCAUUUGGGUCUGUUGACUGCAGCUGACUAUUGGUGAAUAUGCAAUAAGUAAGGAAGAGCCACUUCUCAGAGUCUUAGAGUUCCCAUCCCAUCGGCACAGAAACUGGAAGAGCAGAUGCCUGAGAGCUGAGCCUCACUGAGCAACUGGCUCUCGGCAUAUCCCUUGUGAAUAAAGAAUGGCCUGAGAAAACCUGGAAUUGCUGCUUUUUUCAGUUACUGAUUAGUUCCCAACAUCAGCCUUUGGUCUGCAGUACUGCACAUGGCUCCUCUGGGAUGGGAAAGUUGUUACCUGAGCUCACUUGUGAGAAGGAGCCCGUAUCAGCCUGUGUUAGAGGCUGCUGAUUGUCUGGUUUUAAAAAAAAUAAAAUCCUAAAUGGAUCUUCCUGCUAUGGCAGCACUGUGUUUUGUCACCAAGAAUACAGAAGCUUAGUUUUCUGGAGGAGCAGUUAAUCUUGGAGACAAGAGAGCAUGAGAAGUUACAGCUGAGAGCUACCUGCUGCUGGGUCAUUCCUCUGGAUAAGAGGGAAAAGGGCUUAGGCCUAGGGGGGUGUCUCAAGUUGAGUCUCGUGCUGUAAUUUUACUUUUGGGGAUCUACUAAAAUAUUCUUCGCACAUCUGAAAAUGCUUUUUUCCUUUUUUGUGUGUGGGGGGGAGUAAUUAAAAAAAAAAACCCUUAACCUACAGAAAUACCUUUAAGUCUUAACUGUUGAAAAAGUCAAAGGAAAUACGUGGAUACGGCUCUCGAGUCAUCAGAGUGUGAGCUGUGAUAGCUUUUUGACUUUUUCCCCAGUUGCAGCAAUACCUGCUAGGAUGGCCCAUGCUUUUGCCCCCAUGCAGCUCUUGGGUGACUGGUGCAGGUGUCGAGGCCUUUGGGAGGCUGGUUGCUUGGCCUCGUGUGGCUGUGUGUUUCGGGAGAGAGUAGGUAGCAGACUCCUUAGUUCAGCCUUUUCUAGAUGCAGGGCUUCAGUGUAAGACAGAGUUGGCGGUGGCUGCAGAUUCUUUGCCGGGGCUGUUGUAGCAUGUUGCUGGUAUGGAGGCGAGAGCAUCAUCAGGGAUUUCUCUCCCUCUGCCAGGCACUGGAGGAGCAGAGUAGCCAGCGUGUCCCAUCUGGCACGAGGAACUGAGAAAUGGUGGGAAAUGCCACUUUGUUUUUCCCUCACGGUUGUCUGCCCUUGUCCUUUGGUGGAAGACAGUGCUCAACACUUUGGUUGCACCAGGAACUGUGUCGCUUCUGUCCCAGAGACCCCUGUGAUUUCUGUCCUUCCGCUCAAUAGUCUUUUUGGAAAAUGCUGCUGUUGCGAUAACGAGUUGUACAGAGCUGGUUAUCUGCUGCUUCGUUUCCUUCUGGCACAACUGGAGCUCUGAGUGCCUGAGGAAUUCACCUCCAAGCACUUAAACCCCCAAUUGCUUUGAAAACAUUGUUGCUGAAGUGUAUCCUUAUAUGCUGGGGUGCUGCAUUAGACGCCUCUUCCUCACUUCCACUGCGCUGUCGUAUGCUGAGAGCAUUUGGGCGAGGAAGGAAGGCGUGGGGGCAGCUUCACCUCUGGGUGGAAGUAGCGGGCUUCACGCUCGCCUGCGCCUCGGGGAGAAUCUGUUCCUUUUGCUUUGUGUACUGGAAACAUGAGUACUAUAUUUUUGGACAAAGCAUUUCUAAGCGGUCUUAUAAGGGAUUAUAUUUUUUAAAAUACAUUUCAAAUAAAGGUGCAAGACUGAGUGCAUGUUUACUUGCCCCAGAUCAAAGGUUUUGAACACUAAGGUCACUAUCUGUUGAAUGGACCCUCCUCUUGGCGCUUUUCCGUCUUCAGGCAAUUGAAGCUCCUGCCCUCUUUCCAGUUUUACGAUUACAUUGGGUUCAGGUUUUGGUUUGGUUUUUUUUUUCCAGGAGAAAUAUAUAUACAAAAAAUUCUAAGCAAUUAAAUGUGUCAAGCCAUAAAACCAGGAGUGUGGGAAGACCCUCUUCACCAGUUUUAAUGUAUUUAUAUGUAAAAUGCUGUUUGUAUGAAAUAUUUUCAUGGUAGAAUGAAUAUUUAAAAAAAAAAAAGAAGAGUUCCAAUAAGAUGUAAACCAAAUUUAAAAGGAUGUCUUUUUGUAAGAUGCAAGUGUGAUUACCAAUAAGCAGAUACUAUUUUUUUUUAAAGGAGAGAUCCAACAAAUUAUCUUUACAAUUACAAAUGGUCAUUUCUGCUAUUUGGAAAAGUAUUUAUGCAGCAUUACACACGUCUAUCAUAAAUCACUGUAAUAGCAAGGCCGGUCACACCUUCAGGACAUACCUCUCAACUUGUCCCUUCAUGAAAUUGUACAAACUGAUUCAUCCCUCCUUUCUGCAGAAUUCCUCCUGGAAAACUUUUCCUACUGUAACUGUACUGAAUUUAACUCUUGAGCUAAUAUCUGGACAAAAAUUGUGUUUUAUUUAACAAUUUCUGCUGAGCCUUCUGCUAUUUUAAUACUCUUUAGCCCAUAAUUACUGGGUGUCUCUGUUCUGAAGAACUAAGUGCUAAAGAAUAAUUCUUGGGGUAAGCUAAUCCGUGUGUUAACAGUUAACCCCGGAGUAUUUAACUUGUAUACAGUACUUGAUAGGUGUUUUAUGACAUUUGUACUCGAACUAUGAGCCUUACUGAACAUCUGUAGGUUUAUUCAUGACUUUUAAAAAAUGGAUAACUCUAAGAAAGAUGUUUACAUGAAUGAUGAUUGCCCUUCCUUUGAUGUUAUGAAUGAGGUUUUUAUAGUGUGUUUGGGUGUAUGUGCAAGGAAGUAAGAAAAAAAUGUUUCUGGGGAAAAACAGACUUGACAAACAUUUGUAAUAAGUGAAUUUUAAAGAUUGCUUUAAUUGCGCUAUCAGGCAAUGCAGAUAUUAAAAUAUUCAACAGAA
Messenger RNA from Colius striatus (speckled mousebird), 7207 nucleotides. RefSeq names its product SET domain containing 7, histone lysine methyltransferase (gene SETD7). The transcript is spliced from 8 exons. The record is from RefSeq and is a predicted model, not a curated record. Bases 34 to 1149 code for a protein of 371 amino acids. NCBI's taxonomy places the organism in Eukaryota, Metazoa, Chordata, Aves, Coliiformes, Coliidae. Gene Ontology annotation, cellular component: chromosome. Gene Ontology annotation, biological process: regulation of DNA-templated transcription. Gene Ontology annotation, molecular function: protein binding; histone H3K4 monomethyltransferase activity.